AGUCAUAAAAAGAAAUAGAAUAAAGCAUAUUUAUAAUUUAAGCGGAGAAGAAAACUGAAUCGGAAAAAGAGAUCUGAAAAUAAAGGUUUUCUCUCAUCAUCCUGAUUUCUCCUUUUCUUUCUUCCAAACGGGACUGUUGUUUGGAAAGAAAGAAAGCAAAAGAAGAUCAAGUGGCUGACUGACUUUUGAGAAAAAAAAUGGAUCUGUGGGCUGUCCACUUGAAGAACGCAAACCCUGGGAAUCCUCCUGCUUCUGCUUCUUUGUUGUUGAAGAGGAAUUCGAUUCCUGAAAGACCCAAUUCUUGUAAGGUUUCCAACUUCGGAGUUCUUUCGAUCGGGGUUUCAAGAACAUGCCUCCCUUCAUCUUCCAUUCGUUCUUUCACCGUUACGUCUAUGGCUAAGAACAAUAAUCACGACAAUUCAUCAUCCCCUUCUUCUGGAAAUGGUGAUCAAUCUAUUCCUGACCGGGACAGUUCAAGAAGAAAUAAUUCUUCAGACAGCAAUAAAUCUAAUGGCGAUGCUUCUCAGAAGUUCCUUGAUGUAAACACAAACUGGAGAGAGUUCAGAGCAAUGCUAUAUAACAACUACCAGGUGGAAAAGACAGAUUCCGUUGCUCAAGGUGGGACACCUCAUGUGUCAAAACCUCUUGGCCCGAAAUGGGCUCACCCACUUUCAGUGCCGGAGACUGGCUGUGUUCUUCUUGCCACUGAGAAGCUUGAUGGAGUUCGCACCUUUGAACGCACGGUGGUUCUCCUUCUCAGAUCUGGAACCAGACAUCCACAAGAAGGGCCAUUUGGGGUUGUUAUCAACCGCCCACUUCACAAGAAGAUCAAACACAUGAAACCCAAUAAUAAUGAAUUAGCCACUACUUUUGCUGACUGUUCCCUGCACUUUGGGGGGCCUCUUGAAGCGAGUAUGUUUCUUUUAAAAGUGGGAAAAAAGUCGAAGAUUGGUGGGUUCGAAGAGGUGAUUCCUGGCCUCUGUUUCGGUGCUCGAAAUAGUUUGGACGAAGCUGCAGAGCUGGUGAAGAGAGGAACACUCAAGUCAGAGGAUUUCAAGUUCUUCGUGGGGUAUGCAGGAUGGCAGCUGGAUCAGUUGAGAGAGGAAAUCGAAUCAGAUUAUUGGCAUGUGGCUGCAUGUAGCCCGAAUCUGAUAUUCGGAGAUUCAUCUGACAGUUGGUCAGAAAGCUUGUGGAAGGAGAUUUUGCAGGAAAUGGGUGGUCACUACUCAGAAUUAAGCAGGAAGCCUAAGCAAGAUAUAUAGUGGGGGGUACCUAACAGGUAAAAAUGUAAUGACCUUAUGGAUGAAUAUAGAACUAAGAAGUUGGGUAUUGAAUCAGGUAUUUCUGAAACUAUAGAUGUACAUAAUAUUAUUAACUGCCUUCUUUAGUCAA
Gossypium arboreum is the source of this 1392-nucleotide messenger RNA. RefSeq lists its product as uncharacterized. The transcript is spliced from 4 exons. Lineage: Eukaryota; Viridiplantae; Streptophyta; Magnoliopsida; Malvales; Malvaceae. Bases 198 to 1262 code for a protein of 354 amino acids. The record is from RefSeq and is a predicted model, not a curated record.